AUGGAGAUGGUCGGAGGUAUUCAAAUAUUUGAUGGAGAAGGAUAUGAAAUAUGGAGUAAAAAGAUGAAAACAUUGUUUCUCUCUUUAGAUUUAUGGGAUCUUGUACAACAUGGAUAUGAAGAAGAGGGUUUUGAAGAAAAUUCGAUGAUAAGGCUAAGAGAGUGUAAAAUAAAAGAUGCUAAAUGUCUCCUUAUCAUCCAACAAGGAGUAUCCAAUUCUAUAUUUCCGGUUAUCAUGGAAGCCAAGAAAUCAAAGGAAGCCUGGGAUGCUAUUACAAAUAAAUUUUACAUGCAGAGUUUAAAUCUCGUUGAGAUUGAUGAUAAUGAAACCGCGACCACGCGUAUUGAUCAAAUUGUGUCAAAAUCAAGAACUGUAUACCCCGACGAGAGAUGCAUAUUUAGGAUUCCUUAUUCACUGCGCAAUGGAAACGAGAAAUUCUAUGAGCCAACUGUUCUCGCCAUAGGGCCUUACCACAGAGGUAAACCUCGCCUAGAUUCCAUGGAGGAGCACAAGAUUCGCUACCUACAAGAAUUGCUCAAACGAACCGACGAGCAAAGCGUGGACCGUUAUGUCAAAGCCGUCAUGCCUGAGAUAGAGAAGGUGAGGAAAUAUUAUGUCGAACAUAUAGACGGUGUUUCGAGUGAUGAACUGAUCCAAAUGAUGGUGCUGGACGGAUGCUUCAUUAUCGAGUUUUUUCGUAGGUUUGAAAUGAGACAGAACAAAGUCAAGGAUGAUGACCCUGUGGUUUACUCUGAUAUCUUAUUACUUGCGUUGCGAAAGGACCUGUUAUUACUUGAGAAUCAAAUUCCAUUUUUCAUCCUCGAAAUCUUGUUCAACACGAUUAACAUGGCGCAUUUUCGUAUGAAACUCAAACCCAUGAUAUUAGUCUUCUUUGUUAAAAGGUUUGGAAAUGAAGGAUGGACAUCCAAAGACCAUGAUAAAUUAUUCAGUAAAAAUGUAAGUCAUUUGAUGGACUUUACCCACAAGAUUGCAUGCUUCGGUUUCUCGGAAAGCUCGCCGGCUAGUUCUUCAUCAAAUACUCAAAAUUGUUUCUUUGUGAACUCGGCCACAAAGCUUGAGGAAGCCAACGUCACGUUGAAAGCAUCAUUGAAAACAAAAAGCAUGUUUAACAUAACCUUUAGUGAAGGAGAGUUGCAAAUACCAAGUUUUGUUGUAGAUGAUAGCUCUGAAGUUGAAAUCCGAAACUUUCUUGCUUUCGAGUUGUGUCAACAAGCCGCCUUGCAAAGGCCCUUUUGUGAUUUUGCGGUCUUCAUGGAUCAUCUAGUUAUGUCAUCAGAUGAUGUGGUCUUACUUAUGCGUCGCGGAAUCAUCAACAAUAAUAUGAUAGAUGUCGAGUCUGUGGAUACUAUGUUUAAGAGGUUAACAAAUAGCAUCUUAGUUCCAGAUCCCUAUAUUUAUAAGGAUAUUUCCAUUGGCUUGAAGAAGUAUUGUGGACGUCCUUGGAACAGAUGGAGUGCAAGCCUAAAGCAGAAAUACUUCAACAGCCCUUGGGCAUUCAUAUCUUUUCUUGCUGCAUCGAUGCUCCUCGGCUUGACUGUCACACAAACCGUUUUUUCCAUAAUCUCUUAUAAGGUGACGAACUGA
Molecule: messenger RNA, 1605 nt
Organism: Impatiens glandulifera
Lineage: Eukaryota; Viridiplantae; Streptophyta; Magnoliopsida; Ericales; Balsaminaceae
Product: UPF0481 protein At3g47200-like
Exons: 3
Coding region: 1-1605 (534 amino acids)
Source: RefSeq, a predicted model, not a curated record